AUGGGUCUAUCACACGAUGACUAUAUGAUUGCCUGGAUCUGCGCCUUGCCACUUGAAAUGGCUGCCGCAAAGGUCAUGCUGGAUGAGACCCACCCUCCCCUCCCUCAACCAAGGUCCGACGAAAACGCCUAUACUCUUGGAAGUAUCAGCGGCCAUCAUAUCGUGGUAGCUUGUCUACCGUCCGGGGUUUAUGGGAUCACAUCUGCAGCGGUCGUGCUCGCUAAUAUGCGGCCAACGUUUCCUUCUCUUCGAUUUGGGCUGAUGGUGGGCAUCGGAGGCGGCGUGCCCAGCACAACCAACGAUAUUCGCCUCGGCGAUGUUGUUGUCAGUGUGCCGACUGCAAACUCUGGGGGUGUGAUUCAGUAUGAUUUUGGCAAAGCUCUUCACGACGGAUACUUCCAACAUACUGGCUCACUCAACAGACCUUCUCAAGUUCUGUUGACCGCAGUCUCUCAAAUACGCAGCAAUGAAAUGAUCGGGAAAAGACUUGCGGCACGGUUCUUAUCCGAUGUACUACAGGCGCAGGGACACGUGAAAGAGAAUUUUGCACGGCCGGAUAAGGACUGGCUAUUUAUAUCAGACUAUAAACACCAUAGUGAUCGCCCUGAUUGUUCUAUGUGUGACCACAGUCAAUUAAUGGAUCGUGACAGGCGAGUUCAUGAAGGACCAGUUACUCACUAUGGUCUGAUUGCUUCCGGGAAUCAGGUUAUGAAGGAUGGCAAGAAACGAGACUCCCUCGCUCAAUCAACGGAUAUUCUCUGCUUUGAAAUGGAAGCUGCCGGACUUGUGGACCAGCUUCCGUGCCUGGUGGUUCGAGGAAUUUGUGAUUACUGUGACUCUCACAAACAUAAAGAGUGGCAAGGAUAUGCGGCUCUCGCCGCUGCUGCAUAUGUUAAAGAACUUCUUUCCGUCGUGUCUUUGGCAGCUACCCAGUCAGUCAUGAAACCUAAAUAUCAGGUUCCACUGGAUCUCACGUCAGUACCUGCAAUUGAAGAAUUCAUUGGACGACAUGAAGAUCUUGAACACCUGUGGCACUAUCUACAGCCAGCAGGCUCAACAUCGCAGAAGGUCGCUAUCCUCCAUGGUCUUGGUGGAAUUGGGAAAACACAACUUGCAAUUCAAUUUGCACGUAAGCACAAACAUGACUUUACAGCAAUUUUUUGGCUAGCUGGGAAGGAUCGAUCUACCCUGGUGCGGUCCUUAAGUUCUUGCCUUCCACGCAUACAAACGCAUGCCGUGGCAAAUGAAGCCGCUACAGAGGAAGAAGCAGAACAGCGGGCUAGCCAAGUUUUAAAGUGGCUAGCAGUACCAGAAAAUCAGAAUUGGUUAUUGAUCUUUGAUAAUAUUGAUCAGUACACGCCCCUACAGACCAGCAAUAAUCAUGGAUACGAUAUCAAAGAUUUCUUCCCAAAGGCUGAUCAUGGGUCUAUUCUUAUUACUUCUCGGCUCCAGAGGUUGAUGGAGCUUGGAAAAUCAUUUCCCAUCGAAAGACUCACACCCAAGGAUGCUAGCAAUCUCUUCUUACAAAAUUGUGGACGUUCUUUGUCCGAGAUUGUGGAUACAGGACUCAUGACCCAGCUUGAUGGUUUACCACUGGCAAUUGCCAUUGCUGGCGCUUUUAUGCGCGAAACUGGCACAGGCAUCAGGGAGUACCUAGAGGAUUAUCAAGAAUCAUGGUCCGAAUUGCAGGCUCAAUCGACCCCCACACGUCAUUAUCACCAAGGUAAUAUCCUUCAAACAUGGGCUGUCUCCUAUCAAGAAAUUCAGAAACGAGAUCCAACUGCUGCAGUUCUGCUUCUCUUUCUGUCUUUUUUUGAUAACCAAGACAUCUGGUAUGAGUUGAUUGCGUGUGGCUGUCAUUGUGCCAAUGUGCCUGAUUGGUUCGAAACGGCGGUUGGGACAAAGUUCGACUUUAAGGCACGGAUCAAGACUCUCAUUGCAUUUUCCCUUAUUGAAACCAAGCCACAAGGAGGAAGCUAUAGGUUGCAUCCAGUAGUUCAGGACUGGUGCAUCCACGUUGCUGCGACGGAGAACCAUAUCUCUCGGUUAAGGGAAUUGGCGCUAGUUUGCAUUGGAUAUAUGGUCCCGGAUACUGAUAAGAGAGAUUAUGCGAGAGUUCAGCGGCGCCUGCUCCCACAUGCAAAUUACCUGUUUCAAAAACACGUGACUUACGAAGCCAACAAUACCGCAGUUUGUGGCGCUUUCCGUUGUCUAGGAAAUCUCUACUCUAAUCAAGGCAAGCUUAAGGAGGCAGAGGUGAUGUACCAGCGUGCACUGGCAGGCUAUGAACAGACUCUUGGUCCUGAUCAUACAUCCACUUUACUCACUGUCAAUAAUCUUGGUCUUCUCUACUCUGAUCAAGGCAAGCUAAAGGAGGCAGAGAUGAUGUACCAGCGUGCACUGGCAGGCUGUGAACAGGCACUUGGUCCUGAUCAUACAUCCACUCUACACACUCUGAAAGAUGCAGAGGUGAUGUACCAGCGUGCACUGGUAGGCUGUGAACAGGCUCUUGAUCCUGAUCAUACAUUUAUCCUAGACACUGUGCAUAAUCUUGGGAAUCUCUACCAACAUCAAGGCAAGCUGAAGAAGGCAGAGGUAAUGUACCAGCGUGCACUGGCAGGCUAUGAACGAACUCUUGGGGAUUCCUUGGACUGCAAGAUUUUCAGAGCUCGCGAGUACAAGCAUUUGGAAAUGAUUCCAAAGAUAUGGUAA
Aspergillus candidus is the source of this 2712-nucleotide messenger RNA. Its product is annotated as Pfs, NB-ARC and TPR domain protein. Bases 1 to 2712 code for a protein of 903 amino acids. Gene Ontology annotation, molecular function: ADP binding; protein binding; catalytic activity. The record is from RefSeq and is a predicted model, not a curated record. Gene Ontology annotation, biological process: nucleoside metabolic process. Lineage: Eukaryota; Fungi; Ascomycota; Eurotiomycetes; Eurotiales; Aspergillaceae. The transcript is spliced from 5 exons.